CAGUGGCAGGAAAUAAUUAAGAGUUAACUUCAAAAAAAAGAGCACAACAACUACAACCACAGUGACAGGAUAAAGGAAACAGCUGAAACAUAAGACCAUCAUAAAAUAAUUGGACAAUAACUGAUUACUGCGUUAGUGAAAAAACAAAACGGAUUUCUAUAAAAUUUGUUAGCUUUUUCGCAGCUGGAAAAGAAACCAAUUGUUUGGCCAUGAAAAUGAGUUGGGGAAAUGAUAAGAGAAGGGUCAUUUUAACCCAAGUCUUAAGCACAACGUUUGUCACCAUGCUGAUGGUAAUGCUAAUGGAAGUCAGCUUCUUUACAUUAAUGACAGGGCAGGUAACAGCCUUAAAAAUAAACAAGGAUUAUACAAAACGUCUUGUAAUGGCUCCAGCCGAAGCCAAUGAAACUUUUGAGAAUGGUGAAGGCUUUGACCAUAAUGCUGCUUUUGAGAACGAUGCUGCCACUUCAGUAGAAGAAGCUGUUCUUGACAAUGAGCAGGCUGCUGAUAAUGAUCAAGCUUUUGACAAUGAUUCUACCCCUCCUCAAGAUGAGGCUGCCCUUGACAAUGAUUCAACUUUCGACAAUGAAAUUGCCACUCCACAAGAUGAAGCUGGCUUUGACAAUGUUGCAACCUUCGACAAUGAUUCUAACCCACCACAAGAUGACGUUGAAGCUCCCAUAGUAAAAACUGAAGUUUUAAUUUUUGUGUCUCCCAUUAAAAUGGAUGCUGAAUUCGGUGAUGUUAGAAGAGAUAGACGUGCAAGCAAAUCAACAUCACCAACAAAGUCUCAAUCGAGUUCUGAGUCUGCUUCUGGAUCAGAGUCAGAUUCAGGAUCUGUUUCCAGUUCUAGUUCUAGCUCAGCAUCUGCAACUGACUCUGGAUCAGAGAGCGAGUAUGAGUUAGAAAUAGAAUCUGAAACUGCAUCUGAAGCGUCUCUAAUUGAGGAGUCAAAUAGGGAUUGACGUCUUCGCGAAAUAUUUGUAGAACUUUUGAA
Molecule: messenger RNA, 994 nt
Organism: Stomoxys calcitrans (stable fly)
Lineage: Eukaryota; Metazoa; Arthropoda; Insecta; Diptera; Muscidae
Exons: 2
Coding region: 210-962 (250 amino acids)
Source: RefSeq, a predicted model, not a curated record